GUUUGCACGCCGAGUCCCUCCGGGGCCACGGUCGGGGUCGGUAGCUGUGGGGGUGUCGCGGUCGGUUGCGGUAAAAACUACGCACGUAAAAAUUCGCAAAAAUGGUGUCUGGCGCAGAUGAACGUCUCGGAAUGGGAAGGUAAACGAAGACUGGACCAGUCAAAACGCUAUUGGCUCGCUGUCUACCCUUUGUUGACAAGGCCGGAUCGGAUCAAUGGUGGCCCAGAGACCGAUGGUGCAUGAUGGUGGAGCAUAAAACGCGACCGAUCGGUAUCCGGUGACGUCACCAAUCCUCGUCGUCCGCCCGUCCAUGGGCUGGCCGCGUCACCCGCGACCCAAGCGCAGUUUGUUGGAGCACCUGCUGCGAUACGUCUGCUGUAACAGUGAAGAGGACUGGAUCGACUGGUGGGAGGAGAAGGAUAGAGAGCGGGAGGAGGAGCUGCGGCGCUGGGAGGAAAGCUUAUGGACGCCAGGUGGCAGGCCUGUAACGGUGAGAGACUGGCCGGGGGAAGUGGCGUUCGAGUCGUGGCAGCUGCAGUACGACGGACUGACUGAAACGGGCGCUGCCUUCAGGGGCCAGAAGCUGAGGAUCAACAAGCCUCCCGAGGUCAAGAAUCAAAUGGUGACCAUACACCGUCCUCGACAAAUUAACCCCGACCUGCUGGAAGAGCGAGAGCGCCAGUACUACGACGCUCUCUCCCGUGACGUCAACGGAGCCCGUGACGUCACCAAACUCACCACAGUUGACCAACGCGACAUUGAAGAACAGGUGACUGAGCGGCACCACCAUCGUCCUCCCGAGCCCCCCUCGGAGCUGGAUGACACGGUCCGCGCCUUUCUGGAUCACGUGAUCACCCUAGCGGUCACCCCACCCCAGCCGCCGGAGUUAUCAGAACAUGGGACCAGCGGAGGUGGUCCCGGGCCGCCCCUGCCGCCGGCGCCCUCCAAGCAGAGCUCGCUGUAUCUGGACGCGGCCAAAGACAGAGCACAGCUGACCUCUGCCGAGAGCAGGAGAGAGGAGGAGGCGGCUGUGAAAAUACAGAGCUCCUGGCGGGGGCAUCAAGUGAGAAAAUCACUGAAGCCAAACAAACCGGACGAUAAGCAGCCCGCAGCAAAAAGCUCAGAAUCGCCAGCAAAAGUUGCCAAGAACGAUAAACCGGGAGUUACUGAGGACACCAAGCCGCCCAAAACUCGAAAACGUGUCAGCAAGACGGCCACAAAGGUCGUUCACACAGCCCCCAAGGUCAAAGGAACGCGACCCAAGGAGACUAAAGCAGGCCCACGGAACCGGACCUCUACCAAGUAUAGCUACAACAUGGCACCGUCGCGUACCACCAGCAGGAGAAAACCCAGCGACACUACCCUGUGAACACUUGACCCUAAAAGGUCGUAUCCAAGGCCUGAUGUGGGUACAGUGUUUGGUGACGUGAGUGAAAUACCUAUCGACCUACAUAUAUAAAACCGAAGUGGUUGAA
This is a messenger RNA of Amphibalanus amphitrite, 1475 nucleotides long. RefSeq lists its product as uncharacterized. The coding region runs from base 311 to 1369 and encodes 352 amino acids. Gene Ontology annotation, molecular function: protein binding. The transcript is spliced from 8 exons. NCBI's taxonomy places the organism in Eukaryota, Metazoa, Arthropoda, Thecostraca, Balanomorpha, Balanidae. The record is from RefSeq and is a predicted model, not a curated record.